GGUAGAUUAGAUUCUUUUGGGCAGAGAUUUUUUUGUAAUUUUGUGAUUAUUUGUGAUAAAUACGAAUAAAGUAUGGCAUAGACCGUUAUUAAUUAAUAAAAUAUUCCUUUCUGUGUACGUUAUAAAGUAAUCAAGAGUUCUUGUAAAAUCUAUUUCGUAAGAGGUUAGGAAGCCAACACUACAUUUUACAUCUUUUUUAUCAUCUUGAAAUGAACAACGAGAAAAGAAAUGCUCGUGGUCGAGGCCGAGGCCGUGGCCGUGGUAGGGGCAGAGGCCGAGGCCGAGGCAGGGGCAAGAAAGUGCCCAAAGUGAUGUCUAGUGACGAAGAGGAAUGCUCUGUAGAAGAAACUUCGCAAGAUCAAGAAGAAGUGGUCACUGAAGAACCUAAAGAAGAAAUUGAGCAGGCCGAGCCGCCAAAAUUGGAAGUACCGUCGGACAUAUCUCAGCUGGAAGCCCCAGUGUUCACAACUCUACAACGAGGCCCCCCAGAGCCAAUGUUGCGUCUCGAUUGGAGCCACCGUGCAAACCUAAUCGGGGAGAAAGUUCUGAACCCCAUGAUCUAUUGCUGUGAUAUAUGCUCAAAACCUAUUCUUAUUUAUGGACGUAUGAUACCGUGCAAACAUGUGUUUUGCUUAUCAUGUGCAAGAUCUGAGCACACUCACUGUCCGAGAUGUAGAGAAAAGGUAUUGCGAGUUGAACAGACUGGUCUCGGCACAGUUUACAUGUGCACUCAUUCUGGGACUCGAUAUGGGAACACAGGAUGCAGGAGAACAUAUCUUUCACAGAGAGACCUGCAAGCCCACAUCAACCACAGACACGUUUCGGCAGCUGGUGACGUCAAGCCUGAUCCUGAACCACCUUCAACCAGUUCUGUGGCCAUUGUGAAACCUUUAUCUAUGGCGCCGACGUCGAACGACCCGCGCGGGCCGGGUACGGGCGCGGGCGGUGACCGCACCCGCCGCACCAACCUCAUCACCGUGCCCAUACACGACCAGCCCGAGCAGCAUAACUACUAUAACUACUAUCCGCAGCAGCCGGUGGGGUCGGUGGCGGGUGUUUCUGGCGUCUCAGGCGUGGGCGGCGUGCUGACGGCGGGCGUGGUGCACAACGUGUCGGUGCCGCCGCCCUACUACGCGCCGCCCUACCAGCCGCCCGCGCCCUACCAGCCGCCGCCGGGUAGUAGUAUAGCAACAAACGUAUCAGCCCCACCAAUGUCGGCGGGCGUCGCGAACCCGGCGCUGAGCUCGCCGCGCUGGCCGGACUCCUACCCGCAGCAGUGGCCACACAACCCACACCAUUAUUACAGGUAGCGGCGCCCGCCCCGCGCUCCGCGGUACGAUGCGUACGCGCCGCGCCCGCGCUUGUGACGCGACACUCAGCUUAGUUCCCUCUUCUCAGUUGAGUGAGGGAAAAGGGUGGGCCCAGAUAUCUUCUCAGGAUGUGAAUGGACACGUGAUUGCAACUACGAAGACUGCUUGAUGAAUCAAAGUGCAAAAUAGUGCGACAAUCUAACCAGAAGCCCGUCUGUCUCCCUUCCAUUUUAGCCCAGAUAUCUUCUCAGGAUGUGAAUGGACACGUGAUUGCAACUACAAAGACUGCUUGAUGAAUCAAAGUGCAAAAUAGUGCGACAAUCUAACCAGAAGCCCGUCUGUCUCCCUUCCAUUUUAGCCCAGAUAUCUUCUCUGGAUGUGAAUGGACACGUGACUGCAACUACAAAGACUGCUUGAUGAAUCAAAGUGCAAGAUAGUGCGACUACAAUCUAGCCAGAAGACCGUCUGUCUCCUUUCCAUUUUAGGCCAGAUAUCUUCUCAGGAUGUGAAUGGACACGUGACUGCAACUACAAAGACUGCUUGAUGAAUCAAAGUGCAAAAUAGUGCCGCGACUACAAUCUAAACAAGGCCCUCUCCCUUCCAUUUGACUUCUUCCACUUAGUCAUGCAAGCGAAUUUAUUUCCUUACUUCCAAUCUAAAAAAUAUUAGGCAAGAAGAUGAACAGUGCUUAGCAAUGGAAAAUUGACAAAUGAAUUAACUUUGUGAACAAUGUAACAGUGUUUACGCAAGAGUUGUACAAAACUGAAGUGUUGCAUGUGCUGAACUCUUACUAAAGGCAUCUAAAGGCUAGCAAUACACGUCGGAAACGUGUUAACAGUAUCCUUAGACAAUGUAUGCAGCAGUGGACUCAAAAUAUUAGAAAAUGUACCGUACUGGCUGGUAUUACAAAGUUAAGUUACUUACGUAAAGUGAAUGGUUGAGUGUAUUCUGUGUUGUGCUGUGUGACUUUACUGAGUCAACUUAAUAAAGCAAGACUAGAAAUGUUUGGUGAGAAAAUGAUUCGAACUUGUAAAUAGUAUGUUGUUAAUGUCACUAUUAAAUUAUAUUACUAAGUAAAUAGAAUAAUGUAUCCUGAUUGAAUAUGUUCAAUUAAUUGCAGAAAGGAAUUGUUUUUCAAUCUAUCCAUAGAAUAAAGGCUUGUGAUGAUAUAGCCAACAAGUAAUGUUUUUAGUUGCUAGAUUUGACACCGUCAACUCAUUGGCAUUUCAAUAAUGGCUCAAAGGAUCUGCAUAAUAACUAUCAAUAUGAAAGUGAUAUUGUCUGGAAUUAUUAUUAAGUUUCUACUUCCUUAACAAAUGUUGCCCUAUGGCAAUUUGUCUUUAUAUAUCUGCUAUUGUCAUGUGAACUUGGCUAAGCUAUUCAUAUAAUUAUUUUUAAUCUUGUGUUAUAUGAUAUCUCUAUUUACUUAGCCCUGAGAUAAUCUUUUUAUACCUACCUCUUGAAAUAUAAUUUCCCGGUUGAACUUCCACUAUAUCUUCCUUGUAUAUAACAUUAUUUACUUCUCGAAAUAUAUAAAUAAUACUAUUAAUUGAAUAUUGUCAUAAUGAACAUCCUAGUUAAUACAAACUAGUUAAUUUUAUUGUCUUAUGAUAAAAUGUUGGUAAUGUCAUUUUAGACAUCCGAAUCCUCAUUUUGUACACUUUUUCAUAGUUGUGCAAUAAAAAUUAUAAAUGUAAAUAUUUAGCAUUUUAUUUACAAUAAA
Messenger RNA from Ostrinia nubilalis (European corn borer), 3033 nucleotides. It is a transcript of the gene Hakai, whose product is annotated as E3 ubiquitin-protein ligase Hakai. The transcript is spliced from 9 exons. The record is from RefSeq and is a predicted model, not a curated record. Gene Ontology annotation, molecular function: ubiquitin protein ligase activity. NCBI's taxonomy places the organism in Eukaryota, Metazoa, Arthropoda, Insecta, Lepidoptera, Crambidae. Gene Ontology annotation, biological process: protein ubiquitination; regulation of cell adhesion. The coding region runs from base 210 to 1310 and encodes 366 amino acids.